AUGCAUGAGAACAACGCUGGUGGUAAUUGGCCAAUACGUCCACGUGCGUUGAAUUAUUAUGAGGAUGUGGUUAAUGCUCAGGCUAGGGAGCAUGUAACGAAACUUCCAGCGAUGGUGGAGGAGACAGCAAAGUCAAGAGAUGGACACUGCAGGAUAUCAACAAAUAAUCAACGUGAACAAGGAAGACCAUUUCAAGCUAAUCAUCCUCAACCGAAGGAUGUUCAUACUAAAACAAACUCAAGUAGGAGUUGCACAAAGAUUGCUAUCUCUGCAUCUAACACUGGUGGUGCUUGGGACAACGCCAAGAAGUACAUCGAGCCGGGUGUAUCAGAGCACUCAAAGAGUUUUGGAUCAAAGGGUUCAGAGCCACACAAGGCAGCUGUAAUUGGAGAGACCAUUGGAGAACCAUUGAAAGAUACUUCAGGACCUUCGUUGAACAUCCUGAUCAAGCUCAUGGUUGUUGAGUCUCUUAUCUUUGCUCCCUUCUUUGCCACUCAUGGUGGUAUCCUCUUCAAAUAUUAUUUCUGUAAACAUGCUCCGAAGAAUCACCUCUUCCUCCUCGCUCUGUUCGCCCCCUCGCUUCUUCGCUUGUUUCGCCAGACCCCUCACUCUUACUUUUCGCUGUCAUCAUCUUCACGGACCACCGUCAGCGUUUCCGGCCGCCACCACCUGCGCCGACUAACCGCUCCUACCACAACUCUUCGUAGUAUUUGUUCACACUCUCCAUCUGAUAUCGUCUCCGAGCAUCCUGGGAUAGUCAGGAUCUACAAAGACGGUCGUGUCGAGCGUCUUUCCGGAACAGAAACCGUCCCAGCAUCUCUAGCCCCACAAAACGGCGUCGUAUCGAAAGACGUCGUGUACUCACCAAAACAUAACCUCUCGGUUCGUCUCUUUCUUCCUCAUAAAGCUAGAGAACUCACCGGCGCCGCGGGUAAUAAACUCCCCUUACUUAUCUACAUCCACGGCGGAGCAUGGAUCGUGGAGUCCCCUUUCUCUCCAAUUUACCACAACUUCCUGACGGAGGCUGUGAAAGCCGCGAAUUGCUUAGCCGUCUCGGUUCAGUACCGCCGUGCACCGGAGCAUCCGAUCCCCGCGGCGUACGAGGAUUCAUGGUCUGCGAUUCAGUGGAUCGUCUCACAUUCAGAUCGGUCUGGUCCUGUAGAUUGGAUUAACGAAUACGCAGAUUUCAACAGAGUUUUCAUGGCCGGAGAUAGCGCAGGAGCCAACAUGUCUCAUCACAUGGCCAUGAGAGCAGGUGAGGAGAAGCUCAACCCUAGAAUCAAAGGUGUUGCGAUUGUGCAUCCAGCUUUCUGGGGAACGGAUCCUGUGGACGAGCACGAUGUGCAAGACGUAGAGACGAGACGCGGAAUCGCUGAGAUUUGGGAGAAGAUUGCGAGUCCUAAUAGUGUGAAUGGGACGGAUGAUCCGUUGUUUAACGUUGUUGGAUCCGACUCGGAUUUUUCAGGGUUGGGAUGUGAGAAAGUUUUGGUCGCGGUGGCGGGGAAAGAUGUGUUUGUGCGGCAAGGGUUGGGAUAUGCGGCUAAGCUGAAGAGGAGUGGGUGGAAAGGAGACUUGGAGGUGAUGGAGGAGGGAGAUGAAGAUCAUUGUUUUCAUCUCUUAAACCCCAAUUCUGAAAAUGCUCCCAAAUUCAUGAAGAAGUUCGUCGAGUUUAUUACCAGUUAA
Molecule: messenger RNA, 1683 nt
Organism: Eruca vesicaria subsp. sativa (arugula)
Lineage: Eukaryota; Viridiplantae; Streptophyta; Magnoliopsida; Brassicales; Brassicaceae
Source: the annotation of a GenBank genome assembly